Helianthus annuus (common sunflower) is the source of this 783-nucleotide messenger RNA. RefSeq lists its product as uncharacterized. The record is from RefSeq and is a predicted model, not a curated record. The coding region runs from base 1 to 783 and encodes 260 amino acids. NCBI's taxonomy places the organism in Eukaryota, Viridiplantae, Streptophyta, Magnoliopsida, Asterales, Asteraceae. The transcript has a single exon.
AUGUCUCACACACCCAUUCACCCGGUGGUCACCGUCAACAACAUCAAGAAUUUUAUUCCUUUGAUUCUUGAUAGCCAAACCGAACACUACAACACAUGGGCUGAGCUAUUCAUUCUCCAUCGCAAAGCCUAUGAUGUGUUGGACCACUUGAAACCCCGUGUCACUGCCACAUCUUCUUCAACCGAAACAGCAAAAGAUAAAGACAAAGAACAACCUCCCAAGCAUGCCUAUCUUGAGUCAUGGGAACGCAUAGACUCCAUUGUUCUACAAUGGAUCUAUGCUACCAUCUCUCAGGACCUCAUGCACACGAUUAUGAUCACUAAUACCACUGCAUAUGACGCUUGGUGUCGACUCAAGAAUCUCUUUCUCGACAAUCAAGCGGCCCGCACCAUCACCAUACAAAACAAAAUUUUCAACGCCCGUCUUGAGCAAUUCUCUACCAUGACCGAAUAUUGUCAACACAUGAAACUGCUUCAUGACCAACUUACCAGUCUCGGGUCGACUGUCUCCGAGAACCAGCUUGUUCUACAAAUACUCACUGGAUUAACGGAUCAAUACGAGAACAUCUCACUCAUAUUACCGCAGACACAGCCGCUUCCGGAUUUUUUCAAAACAAGAUCUCGUCUUUGCCAAGUUGAAGAACGGAAAAACGCUCAAGCCAAGUUGUCGGCUCAGUCAGCCGGAACCGCUCUUCAUGCCUCCACGGAUCAACCCGCUCGUGCUCAAACCGACACUCGCACUUAUAUCUGGUUUGAUAACUCCUCCGAACGUGGUCGCGGCUGA